Messenger RNA from Prorocentrum cordatum, 405 nucleotides. The record is from the annotation of a GenBank genome assembly. NCBI's taxonomy places the organism in Eukaryota, Dinophyceae, Prorocentrales, Prorocentraceae.
AUGCAGAGCACUCUGACGGUGUACGACUGCAUCACCGAGUCGACGCUUGAAACGUCGCCGUAUCUCGAGACCUUGAUGCACAUCGAGGAGCAGCACAACUACGCCAUGUACAUGUCUCGUUCGAAUUCGAACGAGUGGCGCGUGACCGACUGGCACGGCAACGACGCCGGCGGCCCCAAGCUGACGGACGCGGUGCUCAAGACCACGGUGCUGUUCAAAACGAACGGCGGCGAGUGGCACGGCCACGACUGCAAGGGCAGGUCGAUACGCAUGGUGCCGAAGGAGAAGCACAAGUGGGAUGCGCAGUCGCGGGCGCAGUCUCACGCGUGGGACGGUCAGGCGGGCUGGCGCGACGUGGAAAACCAGUGGGGCGACGGGCGCGGGCGGGCCCUGCAGAUGCGCUGA